Molecule: messenger RNA, 731 nt
Organism: Onychomys torridus (southern grasshopper mouse)
Lineage: Eukaryota; Metazoa; Chordata; Mammalia; Rodentia; Cricetidae
Exons: 5
Coding region: 1-654 (217 amino acids)
Source: RefSeq, a predicted model, not a curated record
AUGGAAUUCAGGUGCCCCGUGUUUUGUGGACCCACGGCGUCCACCGGGAGCUCCUACAAAAUCUCGGGGGUGUGGGGUCCUCAGGGGCGCACUGCUCACCUCGCGGGGUCCCCGGCCGCUGAGAAGCGCCGAGCCCGCUGCUGUGGACAGCAGGAGCCGCGGCUGUGCGGUGCGCGCGGUGCCCUGCGGGUCGCCUCCUCCCCUUGCCCGCCGUCCCGCCGUCCCUCCUCUGGCGCCACCCGGCGCCAGGACCCGACUCUGCGCUCCGCUGCAGGCCGCUCCACUCCCGCGUCCCCUGUUCCCGCAUCCUCCACUUCUCCGACCUCCAUUCCCAGAGGCGCGGUUCGAGAGUCGGUCCCCCCUACUCCCACCUCUUCCCGCCUCUCCGGCAGCUCCUUGCAGUGUGCUCAGAGAGCAAGGGGUCGGGGUGAGGGGUUGCUGGCCCGGGGAGCCCUGCAGGAGAAGGAUGCUCAGGCCUCGGGGGAGCAGAUCCUGCGCCUGGUUCCUCAGACUCAGGGUUACAGAAGUUUAUAUGCGGUGCUAGGGAUUGAACCCAGGACCUCAUGCAUGCCAGGAUCGCAUGUAUCCCAGGUUGUCCUCAACCUUCCCAGUGCUGGGAUUAUAUGCAAGAACCACCAGGCCAUGUUCAUGUAAUGCCGGGGAUUGAACCUGGAUCUCCAUGCAAGCCUCUGCCAACUGAGCUACAUCCCUGGCCUUUGGUUGCUUAUUCA